GUGGAGCAUGCUCAAUGGCGUAUACAUGAAGUGCGCAUAUCGGACGAUCAUUUAAUUCAGUAGAACGUCCCUGUGGACAAGCAGACUCCGUUUUAGUUGCGCUCAAGUUGGUAACGGUGAACUUUUCUUCCCGUGCGCUCGGAAGGCGUUCCAAAGGAAACAGCAGCAAAGCGACAACCGUCUGAAGGGUGUGGCGAACGAGGGCAUCGCCUCGCCGAAAAGUACCAGACAACCAUGGAUACGGGAGAUCUACCGAAACCAAUGGACGACACUGACGUGACCGAAGACGAUGCCGAGAUGGAAUGCGUUUCGGAAGAAGGAAUCGCUGAAGAAAGCCAACCCCUUCGUACAGCGUUACCUGCAGGCGCUUCGACCACUUUGGCCAGAGCCGCGACCGAGGCCGAGAUGGAAGAGUCCGCUGAGUCUUCCGAACUGGUGGCCAAGACUGAAGCUGAGAUGAAAGACUCCGCUGAAACUUCACAGCCGACGGCCGAGACCGAAGCCGAGAUGAAAGACUCCGCUGAAACUUCACAGCCGACGGCCGAGACCGAAGCCGAGAUGAAAGACUCCGCCGAAACUUCACAUUCGACGGCCGAGACCGAGGCCGAGACGAAAGACUCCGCCGAAACUUCACAUUCGACGGCCGAGACCGAAGCCGAGAUGAAAGACUCCGCCGAAACUUCACAGCUGACGGCCGAUACCGAAGCCGAGAUGAAAGACACCGUUGAAACUUCACAGCCGACGGUCGAGACCGAAGCCGGGAUGAAAGACUCCGCCGAAACUUCACAGCCGACGGCUGAGACCGAAGCCGAGAUGACAGACCCCGCCGAAACUUCACAGCCGACGGCCGAGACCGAAGCCGAGAUGAAAGACUCUGCCGAAACUUCACAGCCGACGGCCGAGACCGAAGCCGAGAUGAAAGACUCUGCCGAAACUUCACAGCCGACGGCCGAGACCGAAGCCGAGAUGAAAGACUCUGCCGAAACUUCACAGCCGACGGCCGAGACCGAAGCCGAGAUGAAAGACUCUGCCGAAACUUCACAGCCGACGGCCGAGACCGAAGCCGAGAUGAAAGACUCCGCCAAAACUUCACAGACGACCGCUGAUACGGAAGCCGAGAUGAAAGAUCCCGCAGAAACUUCAAUUCCAGCAGCCGUUGCCGGCCCUUCACGUACCAAGCAAGUCGUGGAGUCAUCGUCAUCGGAGGCAGAAACGACAGAACAACGCUCUAGUGGCGAGGGCAGGAUGGUCGAAUCUCCGUCGCAGCCAUCCACGUCGCGGGGUCUGGGGGCACGUCCGUUCGAUCUGCCGUUGAGGCCACGUCGCCCCAAGCACCCCUUGACGUCGGACGAAGAGGGCCGAAGUACAAGCUCCACCACUUCCGUUUCUCCGGCAGCCAAGCAGCUCAGGCCCUCGACGUCCUCGGACACCGAAGAGGGGCCGACGCCGGCGGAGAGAGCCUGGGCGGAGGCGCACGCACUGGAGCGUCCGAGCGGGGACGCCGAAUUUUCGUACUCCGAUUUGUCGUGGUCCAGCGGCUCGGCGAGGACGCGAGCUCUUUCGCCUCCGUCGCUCGCCCCCAGUAGCACGCCAGAUUUCAGCUCGGGUGUCUACAGCGGUCUGUCCACACCUUCGAACGUGCCUGACGAGGAAGAGGGGAGCGAGGAAGCUCCAGCAAGCCGGCCGGAUACGCCGAGCGAAGGCCAAGGCAUGGGAGCACGGGAAGGCGCGGUAGCAGGCUCCGCGUCCAGCAGCAGCAGCGAAGGCAGCGCUCGGCAACCCAGGGACCCGAGGCUCCAAGAAUCCAGACACCCAAACUCGCCGGCGUCGUUGGCCGAAGGAAGCAGCGCGCCCCAGUCGUCCUCAUGUGAGUCCCUCAGUGAACCGCUAGCGAGGAGGCCCGUCUUGCUGUGUCCCGACAGCAGCACCACGACCACCAGCGUGUCCUCGCUUUCGGACAGUGAAGCGGAAGGAGGGGCUGCAGUCUUAUCCAGGUCCGCCUCCUUCCGAGACCCUAGUACGUCGCAGCCCCCCUCUGAAGAAGGCCUACCCCGAUCUGCGACGUUCGCGGGUCCCCUGACGUCGCCGACGAGCCCUAGCGGAAGGAAAUUGCCCGUUUGUUGGACCUUGCCGCCGGCAGAGAUUUUGGACCGAACAGCCGCCGGCGACGAGACCCAGCAGCAGCAGGAGGAGGACAUGUCGACUUCUACGUCCAGCUCGUCUCUUUCACUUAGUCGCCAGCAGGAAAGCAAGCGGCGCCUCAGAACUUCAUCGUCUGCAGGCCCACGCUCGCCGGGUGACCGGGUUCUUGAGAAAGGAAAAUCUUCCCCGACGGCGGGGCCAUCCGGGGAGGCAGGAACUUCCAGCCACGGAGCCCUUGCCGGGACAUCUUCUCAGGAAGAAGCAAGUAGCCAACAGGAGGAGACCACCGCUUCUGCCAGUAGCGGACAAGCGUUCGGUUCGUCCACCACGGGAAGUGGUUCGGAGGAUUCUGAGGCGCAGCUCGGCGGCCACAAGCAACAAGCUUCCGCGCUCAGCCGCGAACUGGUGACGCCCUUCAGGGACCCACGAGUCCAGCGCACUAUGACUGCUGAAGAGUGGGACGCCGCGAGGCGUUCCAAUGACAGGGUUAGUGGCGAGACCUCGGAAGUUCUCCAGCCGGGACACUCCUCCGAGCAGCCUGGACGCCCUGGCGACGACAGCAGUUCCUGAGCAUUGCUCUCUAAGUGUCGCUGCCCAUAACGCGACAUUUAGCACUCGUUGAUCAGACUGUCUGGCUGGCGUUUUAGAAGCAAUAAAGACAAGCGUGCCUCGGUAUGCUCGCCACAAAUUUCACAGCGUAUGCCUAACGCUUCUUUCUGGACACUAGCGCUACAGUGUAGAAAUAGCUGUGCAAUAGUGGGCACAGGGUAGCAAUCAGCUUCGUACUACGGCACGACUGCGACGACUAUGGCGCGACAACUGCUCACAAGACAAGCACCCAUGCAUAAUCGAAUCUUGAAUGCGGAGAAACAGUCGUCCGAAAUUUUCUCGCGGCUUCUGCGUCUUAUAAAAACACGUAUGCCUAAUACAAUUCUGAGCGCACUUACAAAACUGAGUAUUGAAAAAAACAGACUAAGCCAGAACUUUGCAUUGCUAACUUUCAGUACGCGAUAGCGCACUUCGAAUGUGAUGC
Molecule: messenger RNA, 3175 nt
Organism: Dermacentor silvarum
Lineage: Eukaryota; Metazoa; Arthropoda; Arachnida; Ixodida; Ixodidae
Product: mucin-19-like
Exons: 1
Coding region: 235-2712 (825 amino acids)
Source: RefSeq, a predicted model, not a curated record